Messenger RNA from Syngnathus acus (greater pipefish), 3201 nucleotides. RefSeq names its product glycoprotein M6Bb (gene gpm6bb). Gene Ontology annotation, biological process: central nervous system myelination; axon development. Gene Ontology annotation, molecular function: structural constituent of myelin sheath. Gene Ontology annotation, cellular component: myelin sheath; plasma membrane. The transcript is spliced from 7 exons. NCBI's taxonomy places the organism in Eukaryota, Metazoa, Chordata, Actinopteri, Syngnathiformes, Syngnathidae. The record is from RefSeq and is a predicted model, not a curated record. Bases 149 to 955 code for a protein of 268 amino acids.
GACGACGUCAUCGGGGCUGUCUCCAAAGUGUUUGCGAGCGUCCAGUUAGGGCGCAUCUCAGGAUUCGCGAGAAGCGGUGCACCCAAAACAGCUCGACGGCUUGCAUCUGACGGUUACGCCCUCGGACUCACGGGGAAGACCUUUAAACAUGGGUUGCUUCGAGUGCUGCAUCAAAUGUUUAGGCGGUGUGCCGUACGCGUCGCUGGUGGCGACCAUCUUGUGCUUCUCCGGCGUGGCCCUCUUCUGCGGCUGCGGUCACGUGGCACUCACGGGAACCGUCAGCAUCCUGGAAAGUCACUUCUCCACGGUGGCCAGUGAUCACGCCAUGCUCACCGACGUAAUACAGCUGAUGCAGUACGUCAUCUACGGCAUCGCCUCUUUCUUCUUCCUGUACGGCAUCAUCCUGCUUGCUGAGGGCUUCUACACCACCGGCGCCGUCAAGGAGCUGCACAGCGAGUUCAAGACCACCCUCUGCGGGCGAUGCAUCAGCGGAAUGUUUGUGUUCAUCACCUACAUUCUGGGCGUGGCUUGGCUGGGCGUAUUCGGCUUCUCCGCCGUGCCCGUCUUCCUCUUUUACAACAUGUGGUCCACGUGCGCCACCAUGAAAUCGGCCGCAUCCAACCUCACCGACAUCGACUCCAUCUGCGUGGACGUCCGUCAGUACGGAAUCAUCCCAUGGAGUGCAACACCGGGGAAGGCCUGUGGAUCCACGCUAGGUGACAUCUGCAACACCAGCGAGUUCUACCUGUCAUAUCACUUGUACAUCGUAGCCUGUGCUGGAGCUGGAGCCACUGUGAUCGCUCUGAUCCACUUCCUCAUGAUUCUCUCCGCAAACUGGGCCUACCUUAAGGACGCCAGUCAAAUGCAUGCCUACCAAGACAUCAAAAUGAAAGAGGAGCAGGAGCUGCAGGACAUCACGUCACGCUCCAAGGAAUGCCUUCAUUCCUACACAUAAGGCCAUUGCACACACGCACACACACGUUCAUGCAAAGGGCACACAAGGCCAUUCUGAACCCGUCGGGCUACAAUAACCACCUGUGCCGUACUAACAGACUAACACGCUGCAGCUUCUGCACUAACUCCACAUGCAGUAUUUUGCUUCUUUUACAUGCCCGUUUGGUUGUCUUGAUCGCCUUUGGCUGUCAUUUUUUUUAACCACUAUUUGCAAGGUGAAUCCACAUUAUUAUUACGGUUACACAUAUGGUAACCACAGUGUGACAAGAGGCAAUACAUUGACAAGUAUUGAAUUAUUCCCAAGUUUAUUAAGGCUGUAAAAUCUGCUCAUGACACGCACAAAAACAUGACUGUGAAUUUAUUUCAACAGAUUUAAAAAUUGGAUAAACGUGCAUGAAGGCAGUCUUAUGUGCUGCAGUAUUAACUUCCUGGCCUAUAUUAACUCUACCUCAGGGGUCUGCUGGAGCUGGAUGAACAAUGAAAAAAUGUAAAGCAUGUACUGUACAACUAUAAUUUUGUAUAUGUGAAUGCUCACUAAGCCACAACAUUAGGUAUACGUGUUAAAUCCAAUUCAAAGGGAGACCUUUACUAUACUCCAGACUAUUUAAUGGUGCAUCGCAAUAAAUAAGAAUAUCGUAGAAAUUAAUUUACUACAUACGCAGUGAAAUAUUUCAUGAUUGAAUGAUAUCAUUUGAAUGAUAAUAGUUUAUAGCUAAUGAACCCCCCCCCCCCCGCCUCUCCAAUGAAUAUGUCAAGAAAUUGGAAAGCCCCUCCUGAAAAGUAUUUUUUGCAUUUUUAAUGAAUCUGUAAAAAUGUUUUUUUUUAUGGUUUCACAAUGUUUUCCACUUUGGCAUGAAAAGGGCUUCAAAUUCACACUUUUAGAGAACUGACGCUGACUCAAACCAAAAAUAUGCUUCCUAAAAUGAGCUCACUUGAACAAUUCCUUACAGGGUCUUUUCAUCAUAGAAAAAAAACAUCAACAGUUUUUCAUUAUUUUUCUCAUGCUGUUGCGCUUCCUCUAAAGCUCUCAGUUUGAAAAGCAUUAAUGUGAUACAAUUUAAAAACUAUAUUAUAAAAUAGCCGUUACAAUAAUGUUUGAAGGACAUUGUUACAUUCUGCGUGUUUCUAUUAUUGUCAAGCUGAGAACUUUUUUUUCAUCUUUUGUGUCACUUUACAGCAAGCGUAUCCUUGUAAAGGGUUUCACCGUCGCUUUCUCAAGACUUAAUAGAACUUUUAGCUUGACCUAAUGCUUGCCAAAUAGUGAGUCCACCACUUUGCUAGCCAUAAAUGGAAGUAGCUCCUUGUUAACUGUAUAUAUUACUUUUUACAAUAAAAUAAAUGGGUGUGCCUUUUUGGAAGUGCUAGUAGCCUAGUUGAUUGGAGGAAAACCUAUGAGGUAGUUUAAAUUUGACAAAUUGUGAGUACUUGUGUAUUAAGGAUUUUUAAUAUUUUAUAAUAAUACAGUAAUCGUAUUAUGUUUGAAUAGAAUGUUCCAUACAGUUCUUGUGUUGUUUCAUAUUACAUAGUGUGGCUGUACCUAAUAUUGUGGACAGUGAGUAGAACUUCAUAGCCUAAAUUACACUCUGUAUUAUAGCAUGCCAAUAUAAGCCAUAACAACAAUUACUGACUAACUACAAAUAAGUAUUUGAGCCCUCAAACUUACUGUUUUAGCUCAUUAUUUUGACCUGUAGUGACUCAACAGUGUGAUCAAACCAGAAGUGUGCUUGGGCUGAACAAGUUUGGAUUAUCUAAAGAACUUGAAGGUGUAAACUGUGUAAAAUUUUUAAAAACAUUUUUUUCAUCAUUUUUCUAUAAUUGCAUUGGAAUUUGAUGUGUUAUAAUUACUGUUGUGUAAUCAUUUUAUUCUAUUAGUUGCUGCGCUAACUUUUUUUGUUGCAUGAAGAUUGAAUGCAGAGUUGAGACACGAUGAGGUUUGCUGAUUUUGUGAAAGUAGGCAGUGUUUGCCUGUUCUUGUUUUGUUUAAUGAUUCGCUCAGUAAUUGUAGAUGCUUUUAGGUUACUUUAGCUGACUGUAUGUAAAUCUUAUUAGUAAACAUUUUCUACAAAUCUUUUCUAUGAAUGUUGAAGGGCUUACCCCCAGUGAAUUGUAACUUUAAACAAGCUUCGACAUUUUUGCAAUGGCUAUUAGCCAAAGUGUGACUUGCAAGUGUCUCCUUUUGAAUCAACCAAAAACAUGAAGAAGAAGAAAAAAAAAAGCUACCUAUCAAUCAUUUGGAGGACAAACAAA